GCUCGUGGUCUUCGCGAACGAGCUUGCGCCAUGCGCCGAUUCAAAUUUCGAAACUCGAAACACGUUUCGAACGCAAGAUUUAAUAUUGAAUCUUAAAUUUACCUAUCAUUCCUGUGUUAGUAAAUAAAAAAAAAAUAAGUGGUAAAUUCAUAUCGUGCUAAUUCUGUAACUGUGAUCAGAAAUCACAACAAAUUAAUUUCUUACCUGCGCAUUUUAUUGAGAUCUAAUACUUGGUUCAAUUGUUUUUUAUGUGAUGUUUGGCAUAGUGUUUUAAGAUUUAUUUUCUUUAUUUUGGAUGAAAUAAAUUUAUUAAGCGGUUUUAUUGGUAAGUGCCCAGGUUUGAAGACACUAUGGUUUAAUCUAUUUUAAUGAAUCAAUUAUAUAAGUUAUUAAAAAGCAUAACAGUGUGUGAAUAAUGUACUGAACAAUCAUUUGACUAAUCAGUGUUUAUAUAUAUAAGUGACAUAAAAAUUUCGUUUAUACCAAUUAUGUGAAAAAAAAAAACAUUCGUGAUGUGGUUUGCGGCGCUAGUGUAUUUUUCUGCUCAUUUGGGCAUGUCUGCUGGUGGCGGCGGUACCAGUGGUGACACGAUCGGAGGUGUCAACCUUGCCAGCGGGGGUACUGCCACCCCGAGUGAACUCACCUUCAUGACAGACAUCAAUGCUACAGUCUCCUCAGAGAAUAUGGGGCAGCCAUACUUCGAUAACGCCACCAAACGUGACUACACGGCAGCCGUGGGACAACCAGCUUAUUUGCACUGUAGAGUGAAGAACUUAGCUGAUCGCGCUGUAUCGUGGAUUCGCAAAAGAGACCUGCACAUCCUGACAGUUGGUGUCCACACGUACAGCAGCGAUGCCCGGUUCGCGGCUCUCCACACGGAUGGAUCUGAUGAGUGGACGUUGAGGGUGGCGCCUGCGCAGCCGCGAGACUCCGGCGGAUACGAAUGCCAAGUUUCCACAGAGCCUAAAAUCAGUUUGUCAUUUCGACUAACUGUAGUUGUGUCAAAAGCAGAGAUCCUCUCGGGGCCAGAGUUGUUCGUGCGAGCCGGUUCUGACAUUAACUUGACCUGCAUCGCAAGACACGCUCCGGACCCACCAAGUUUUAUCUACUGGUACCGAGGCGCACACGUCGUAAAUUAUGCUCAACGCGGUGGAAUUAGUGUGGAAACAGAACAAAGGACGCGUACCAGUCGUCUUCUCAUAGCACGAGCGUCGCCGAGGGACUCUGGAAACUACACGUGUGCGCCCAGUAGCUCUGAUUCGGCUUCUGUGGUUGUCCACGUGGUGAGUGGCGAACGGCCAGCGGCAAUGCAAAGCAACGCAAUCCAGGUGACUCCAUCAUUACCGUCGAUGAUAAUUCUACUAGUAAACUUGAACCAGAGUAGAUCAGUCCUCAGCAAUACAAUAGAGUGUACUUUUCGUUUGACCGAAAAGAUUUUAAUAUAUUUCGUAAUAGCUAUAAAUUUCUUGUGGCCCAACCGCGUUAGAAGAUUCAUAACAAGAUGACCAAAAUAUGAGAAUUAAAAAAAAUAUUAUGCACGUAAACUUAAUAAGUACGAUAUAAGAGAAUUGUAAGCAAAAUCUGAUACCGUAUUAAGAAACGAAUUAUUGUAAUAAGUGUCCCAUUAUUAGAAACUAAUGGUAUUCGAUUUGCAUUGAUGUUAUUAAUGUUAUAUCGAUUGUUUAAAAUAAUGAAGCAACAUCUCACUUGACGGUAUAAUAUGUUACUUUUAAACAAAAUAAAACAAAAAUUGUUGUUUUAAUAUCGAAUAGUUUAUUUCAUCGAAACGAUAUCGUUUUUCUUAAGGUUGUGCUAAUGUUUCUUGUAAAUAAUAUUCUAAUUAUUAUUAUUAAUAACAGAUCAGGAUUUUAUAGUAAUGUAGUAUCAAUAUGUAAUAUUCGAAAAAAAAUACGGUCCUACUUUGUAGAUUUUCUUUAUAUGUACCAUUAUUUGUGUAUUAUUAUAACGACUAUGUUCAACUUCUAAUUAAUUACAUACAAUUUAACAAUAAUAUUUUUUUUUUGUAAAUUGAUAUUUUAUUUUUUAACUUAAUACAAUACUUAAUUUAACCGUAACAAUGAUAAUUUUGUUCAAAGUACCUUUAAGCUUUACAUUGUUAUAUAUUUGUCGUAUUUUUUUUUUGAUGUUUUAUAUCAUUUUGUAAUAAAACUUAAACGUAAAAAUAGUCCGCAAUAUUUUGUAAAUAAUAAUUUUUCUUUGUGUAGUCUUUUCUACGACAUAGAAUGGGGUAUUAGGAAUCAAUGUUAAAGCUUUGUUUCCGGUUUAUAUUAUAAUAUCGGAGAUAGAUGAACUUAAAUCUAAUGAUAAAUUGUAAAAACGUUAGUUUGAAAUUGUAAAUAAAUUUUGUAAAUAAAACAU
Molecule: messenger RNA, 2379 nt
Organism: Galleria mellonella (greater wax moth)
Lineage: Eukaryota; Metazoa; Arthropoda; Insecta; Lepidoptera; Pyralidae
Product: hemicentin-2-like
Exons: 7
Coding region: 513-1505 (330 amino acids)
Biological process (GO): synapse organization
Cellular component (GO): neuron projection membrane
Source: RefSeq, a predicted model, not a curated record